Molecule: messenger RNA, 2112 nt
Organism: Penicillium soppii
Lineage: Eukaryota; Fungi; Ascomycota; Eurotiomycetes; Eurotiales; Aspergillaceae
Product: putative C6 transcription factor
Exons: 5
Coding region: 1-2112 (703 amino acids)
Biological process (GO): regulation of DNA-templated transcription; DNA-templated transcription
Cellular component (GO): nucleus
Molecular function (GO): DNA-binding transcription factor activity, RNA polymerase II-specific; zinc ion binding; DNA binding
Source: RefSeq, a predicted model, not a curated record
AUGAUGCCGAGAGAAAGUGCUCGUGGGAGGUUACGGUCUCAUGAGGCAUGUCUCAAUUGCAGAAGAAAAAAGACCCGGUGUCCAGCCGAAAAGCCAUCUUGCUCAAGUUGCGUCCGUUUAAAUCAGUCAUGCCUUUAUACCUCAAUACCUCGGGGGUCUCGGGGAGGGCAAUCUGACGAUAGACUAGCUUUCCUUGAAGAGAAGGUGAAUCUCAUCCUUAGUGGUACCCGGCCGACUCAAGAACUUCGGCCAGAAAAGACUCAUGAGGGAAUCAAUGGAAUCAAUGGAAUCUCUGAUCCCUACCCAAACACUACACGUCUAUCAUCCAAUGAACCAACUACAGUCAAUGACCCAUUUUUCCUCGGUUUUGGAUAUGAUGAUUCAAAUUCCCAUCCAUCAUCAUCCGCGAUUGCCAAAUCUAUAGAUCUUUAUUUUGAAUACUGCCACCGACAACCUAUCUGGUGUUUUGACCGUAAUGAAGUCUCGGACCCGGGCUGUCUGUCGGAGGAGCUUGUUUGCUGUCUGCUUGCCUUGACUUCACGAUUUUCAAGAGAUCGUGAUCAUUUACAACAUUACGGUGACAGUGCCAGAAGCUUGAUUAUGCUCCGUAUGGCGAACGGCACAGUCGAGCUUGAAACUAUCGAGAGUCUUUGUCUGCUAUCAUACUCGUCUUUCCUAGACGGAAAUAUACAUCUCGGUCGUUUUCACCUUGGCCUUGCUCUACAUCUUUGUAGAUCGGCGACGUUGGAUUUAGAAUCGACCUAUGUCGGCGAAGGUUCCGCCAUUGAACGAAAGAAGCGUCUUUUCUGGAGUCUGCAAUGUCUUGAACAGUCCUAUGGACAGCAAAAUGGGUUCCUGUGCAUUCCAUCAGAAAUCUUACGCACAUUUUAUGUUUCGUCCAGUAGUGACCGGGCAAGACAGGAUAUGACCGAGGCUAAUCCACCACCGCUGCCUACAGAUGAUCUCGGCUGCUCGACACCAUCGGAUUUAGGAAUUUGGAGUCUCGCUGCUCAUUUCGGCUGGGUGUGGAGCAGAGUGCGAACCUAUAUCUCAGAUUGUGCUCGGAACAGGCUGAAAGAGCCGUGGAGACACGAUUCCAUGUACUCCAUGGUCAAUUCUGAUUUGACGGAAAUUGAAAACAAACUCUCUCAGUGUCAUCGAUAUGACUCUGUCAAAUUUUACGAGCGUACGGCAGAAGAGCUGAGAAUGAACCGAGACUAUUGGACACCUUGGCUCAAAUUGCAAUUCACGUAUCAUUGCAUUUUGACUGUCCUGAACCAUCCCUUUGUUUACAUUGUUGCAUCACAAUACAACGACAACCUGGCUAUUCCUAAUGCUUUUUGGAGACGAUCCUCUGAGUUGGUUUUGCUGCAUGCCACCUGGAUUGUCAGAAUGAUAGAUAUGGUAUCGGAGAAAAAGAUGCGACUUAUCGACCCUUUCUUUGGACACGCUGCUGCCAUUGCAGCUACAGUGCACUUGUACUACUGUUGUGCCGCGGAUCCUCGGCUGAAAUACAAAUCCAAAGUCGACUUCACAAAAUGCAGAAGGUUCCUCAAAACAUUCGUGUCCUUUUCGCCUGCAUGUGAAAUUCUGGACCAAACGCUUGACAAGAUGACCCGCAUCGCCUCUGGUUCGGAAAACGUCGAUUAUGACUGGGAGCCUGAGAAAAUUCAUCUCAGUAUACCUCUGAUGUGGGACGUUCUUCAGGUCAAUUGCAAGCCCAAACCACACGAAAUUUCCACGGGUGGAUUGCUCCAUCCAUCAUUAACUCCUACUGUCUCCACGGAAGAGGCCGAUGACAGCCCAACCUCCACCCUAGAGGUGAUUGUCGCAAUGUCUCCUAACAUCACGGUAAACACUGCAGACGGUGGUCAAACUGCACACAUGCCGCCGAAUAUGGCCCUUAGGUCUUCGGCUCAAAGUUCUCCGAAUCUGGGACUUGGUGAGAAACUAGUUGCUCCAGCUGACAGUCUAAUGACCAACACACCCUGGCUAUGGACUGAUCCAUCGCAAUUUGUUGAUCUGGAGAACAAUGUGGGAUACCCAGACUCGGAAUCUAAUUUCGGCAACAUUGAAGGGUUUUCAACAUGGUGGGAUUUUGGAAAUUUAUAG